Messenger RNA from Orbilia oligospora ATCC 24927, 930 nucleotides. RefSeq lists its product as uncharacterized. Gene Ontology annotation, cellular component: plasma membrane; endoplasmic reticulum. The transcript is spliced from 3 exons. Bases 1 to 930 code for a protein of 309 amino acids. The record is from RefSeq and is a predicted model, not a curated record. Lineage: Eukaryota; Fungi; Ascomycota; Orbiliomycetes; Orbiliales; Orbiliaceae.
AUGGGAGAUUAUUAUUACCACGCCGGAGGCAGGCUCUCCCCUGGUGGAUCUGUUCCAGACCUUACACCAACCGCGCCGACCAUCCCUCUUCCAACGGUUACCCACACUCCUCCAGAAUUUGAACAUAUCACCGACUUCGGUCACAGAACACUAUGGGUUCUCUUUGUUCUCAUGUUGAUUUCCACGAUCACAUUUAUCGGGUUAUCCUGGAGAGUUGCGAUUCCUAAACGUCUCUUCUUCCAGACCACUACUUAUGUCACUCUCAUUUCGACAUUCACUUACUACGCCUUAGCUACCGGUGGUGGCUGGAGUUAUCACCAUGUCUGGGUUACCAACGAGCAUAAGCAUGAUAUCCCGGAUACUCAUAAAGUAGUCUUGAGACAGAUCUUCUGGGCUAAAUUUAUUGAUUGGUUGUUGACUACCCCCUUGAUUCUUUUCAAUCUUGGUGCUUUGGCUGGGUUGAGUGGAAGUAACAUCUUGAACACUAUUGUCGCUGCUACUGCCAUGAAUUUCACGGGCCUGUUCGCUGUUUAUUCUCACGGUAGAAAAACUACAUGGGGUUGGUAUGCAAUGGCAUGGAUUGCAUUCCUCACUGUCGGUUGGCAUCUUGUCGUCAAUGCUAGAGCUACAGCUCAACGCCGCGGUGGUCAGCUCCUCUACAACCCAAUUGCUCUUUACACCGUCGUCGUCUGGACUGGAUACCUUGUUAUCUUGGGUGUUUCAGACAUUUCGAGAGGAAUCAGCCCCAAUGAGACUGUUAUUGCCUACGCAGUUCUAGAUAUCCUUGCCAAGCCUGCUUUAGGGUUCUGGUUGGUUCUCGGGCAUGACAAAUCGAGCAGUACUCAAGUUAAUGUGGAUGGUGUCUGGACAGAAGGAUUUGGACAUCGUGAGGGAUUGUUGAGAGUAGGAGAGCGAGAUGCAGAUGCCUAA